AUGGGGGAAUCAGAAAAUUCAUCGAGACGACCGAGCAGUAGUCAUGGCCGCCUGAGCUCUAAAGACAAUGCUCGUCCUCCUCCGGGGACAGGCGGGAAGGACAUCUGGACAAUUAUAUCGGAGAAAAAGAAAGCGGAUGCUCACUCAGGUGGUGGGGACAGGCCCGAUGCCCACAUACUUGUCGUUGGCAGUCCGAGAGGAGGCAAGAGUACUCUCAUUGCACGCUAUCUCAAUCCGGAAAAGGAAGAUGUGCCGAAGCGAACGAUAGGCCUUGAAUAUACUUUUGCUCGACGAACUGUAUCCAGUGCGGUUAGCGUCGAUCGGAAAGACGUGGUUCAUAUAUGGGAACUUUCGGGUCCAAGAAAACUGGAAGAGGAGCUCUUGACAGCAGAACGAUUACUACUACCUAUGAGCAGUCUUUCCACAUCUGUAGUUGUCGUGGUCCUGGAUCUAUCAAAGCCGUCCGAAGUACUGGACCUGCUCAUAUUCUGGCUGGACAAGAUUCAUAAAAGGAUCGAAGGCUUCUACGAGAAGUUGAAAAGAAGAGGUUCGAAACUGCCACAACAGCUUGUUGAGAGAGAAAAGAAGCUGUUUGGAUUAGAACAUGAAGAUCUGGACGAAGUCAAGUUGUCUGGAGUUCCUGUCAUCAUCGUUGGAACGAAGUACGACUGUUUCAAGGUCGGUGCAUGUGGUCUUCGCCUAUGGCACCUGCCUCGCAUUUUUGAUCAAGAUGCAGAGCUGAGGAAGACAAUGGCAAGAACACUGCGUUAUCUGGCGCAUACCAAUGGAGGCACUCUGCUGUACACGACAGGCCUAAACAAAGAUGUUCAAGGCGAGAGCAGAAGUUCUCAUAGUGCUUUUCGGAGUAUCAUCAACCAUUUAGUCUUCCACGCGCCUCCCUACAGAGGUGUGGAGGUGGACCACUCAAGGCCAUUAGUUAUACCUCUUGGUCUUGACAGACUGGCAAAUAUUGGUCAUCCAAGUGGCAAAGACGAUUGGAUUUCUCACUUUCUCAAAUUAUUUCCCAGCCCUGGAAAGGGCCCCGUUGCGUCUAGAAAAAAUGAAAAUAAUCUGCACCCGGAGAAGGAGAUUGAUGAUCUUAUUGCUCAAUGUCGUGCACAACCCUGGACCGUAAGAAAGGAUGACGCUGGAGAUAUGAAGUGGAAAAAUCAGGAAUGA
This is a messenger RNA of Marchantia polymorpha subsp. ruderalis, 1179 nucleotides long. The record is from the annotation of a GenBank genome assembly. NCBI's taxonomy places the organism in Eukaryota, Viridiplantae, Streptophyta, Marchantiopsida, Marchantiales, Marchantiaceae.